Molecule: messenger RNA, 957 nt
Organism: Pelmatolapia mariae (spotted tilapia)
Lineage: Eukaryota; Metazoa; Chordata; Actinopteri; Cichliformes; Cichlidae
Gene: scdb
Product: stearoyl-CoA desaturase b
Exons: 6
Coding region: 1-957 (318 amino acids)
Biological process (GO): monounsaturated fatty acid biosynthetic process; unsaturated fatty acid biosynthetic process; response to fatty acid
Cellular component (GO): endoplasmic reticulum membrane
Molecular function (GO): iron ion binding; stearoyl-CoA 9-desaturase activity; palmitoyl-CoA 9-desaturase activity
Source: RefSeq, a predicted model, not a curated record
AUGACUGACAAGAAGCAAAACGGAGAUGCGAGGACAGACUCAAGUACGGUAGAUGAUGCUAUUGACUUUACCUAUAAAGAGAAACCAUGGAAACCGCCGACAAUCUUAAGAUGGAGAAAUAUCAUAGCGUUUAUCCUCCUACAUCUGGGAGCACUUUACGGACUGAUUCUCAUUCCCUCCACAUCGCCUUCAACCCUUGCAUGGACUGCAUUUUGCUACGUCUUCAGUGGUCUUGGUGUGACUGCUGGCGCACACAGAUUAUGGAGCCACAGAUCCUACAAGGCCUCCUUUCCCCUGCAAGUCUUUCUUGCCUUUGCCAACUCCAUGGCAUUUCAGAAGAACAUAUAUGAAUGGGUGAGGGACCAUCGCCUCCACCACAAAUAUGUAGGCACAGACGCAGACCCUCACAAUGCCUCACGGGGAUUUUUCUUCUCCCACGUUGGUUGGCUCCUGGUCCAAGAACAUCCUGUCUGCGCUGAAAAGAAACAGAAACUCAGCCUGUCUGACCUGACGACAGAUAAAGUGGUUAUGUUCCAGAAACGACAUUACGUGGUGUCUGUGCUAGUCCUCUGGUUCCUCGUGCCCACGCUGGUUCCCUGGUACCUCUGGGGUGAAUCCUUGGUUGUGGGGUGCUUUGUCCCUGGGCUCCUGAGAUAUGUCGCAGUCCUAAAUGCCACCUGGCUUGUAAACAGUGUGGCACACAUGUGGGGCAACAGACCUUAUGACAAGAACAUCAACCCAAGGGAAAACAAGUUUGUUUCAUUCAGUGCUAUAGGAGAAGGCUUCCAUAACUACCACCAUACGUUCCCCUACGACUAUGCUGCAAGUGAGUUUGGCAGCAGGCUCAACCUCACCACUGCCUUUAUAAACCUCAUGUGCUCUUUGGGUUUGGCCAAAGACCCAAAGAUGGUUUCCAAAGGGGUGACGGCAGCAACGAGUCAAACAGCUGCAAGGUGA